GAAAGGCACAUGAGUCAUGAGAGAGAUGAGCGGGCGACCCGCACCGGCGAGUCCAGCCCCACCCCCACCUCUCGCCUCCGACCAGAUCUCCCAUCUCCGCCGCCCAUGAAGUGCCACUCGGUGGCCGCGCUCUGGUCGCCGUCGCCGCCGUCCCACCACAUCACCGCCGCCGCCGCCACCCCCGCCGCGCUCUUCACCGGCGCGGCCGACGGCACCAUCCUCCACUGGCCGCUCCUUUCCUCCCCAUCCCCGCGCCCCUCCUCCCUCCUCUGCGCGCACGCCGCGGCCAUCACCUCCCUCUGCCCCCUCCCCUCGUCCCACUCCCCUCCCUGCCUCCUCGCCUCCUGCGCCGCGGGCGUCGUCUCCCUCUUCUCCGCCUCCGCCUCCGCCUCCCUCCGCUGCCUCCGCCGCCGCUCGCUCCCGCCCUGGGCCGGGUCCCCUUCCCUCGUCGCGCCCCUCCCUCCCUCCCCCGGCUCGUCCACCGCCAGGGUCGCGAUCCUCUGCCGCGCCGCCCCGGACGACGGCCAGCGCCACGUGUCCGCCGUCGUGGUUGUUGACGCCCGCACCCUCGUCGUGCUUCGGACCUCCUUCCACGGCGCCCUCUCCAUCGCGCCGCCAAAGGCGAUCGCGGUCGCGGCCGGCGUCGGGGAUGCCGUCAGCGUUGUGCUCGCUGAUGUGCAGGGGCGGACGCAGGUGGUUCCCGUGGCGGAGGGCGUGGCCUUCGAGGGGGACUCGCCGAGGCGACUCAGUGUGAGCUCGGCGUCUAGCAUUGCGUCUGCCGAGACGGUGGAUGGAAAGGUGGAGGCUGUGUCGUUGUCUGAUGAUGGGAAGGUGGUGGCGUUGGUGAUGAAGAAUAGCUGCUUGUUGAAGUGCGUCUCCGAAGGCGUCGUGCUGGGUGAGGUGUCUCUACCGGGUGAUCUGCUUUGCAAGGAAGGGGAGACAGGGGUGAAGGGAUGCCUUGUUGGAGGGUUUUUCCUCCAUGGUGUGGAGUGGGAAGCACAUGGUUCCGAGGAUGGCAUUGCGGUCAGGAGGUUGGUGUUGUGGAGUAGAAAUGGUUUUGCCAUAGUGUACAGGUUUGUGAUUGGUACUGGAUCAUUUGGGUUUAAAGCUGUCUGUGAAAUUCCUUGCAUUGCGUCGGAGCAAGGAGAUAAUUCCUUGGUUCAAUUUUGUCAGUCUGGUAACCAGCUUGUUAGGGUGGAAUCUCGCUCAUAUAGGGUUGCGGGAUCAUUGUUGUGGAAACCAUUUGUCUCCAUAUGGUCUGUGGAUCAACUAGAACUGAAUAUUGCAAAUAAUGUAGAUAAACCACCUUUGAGCAAAGUUGUCGGCGAAGGUGGUCUUCAGGGAGAAGAAUUUAGGUCAGAGCCCUCUCAUUUGCCAUGCCAGUCGAACAGUCGACUGGACAUAAAUUCAAUGAUAAGCUCAUCAGACAGCAAUGGAUUGGGAAGGCAUGGAGGGACAGUGUCUUCUUCAAUGGUACUUUCUGAGGAUUCCUAUGCUCCAUAUGCUGUUGUUUAUGGUUUCCAUAAUGGUGAUAUUGAAGUAAUCCGAUUUCUCAACCUGUUACCAGCUGCAAAAUUUGGCGGUGGAGGGAUUUACCCACACAUUACAGAAAGAUUCUUUUUGGGGCACACAGGAGCAAUUCUUUGCUUGGCUGCACAUCACAUGCACGCUCAUUCUGAUUCCAGAACUUUUAACCGAGUGCUUAUAUCGGGGAGUUUUGAUUGUACAGUUCGUGUUUGGGAUCUGGAUGCUGGCACGGUUCUUUCUGUCAUGCAUCAUCAUGUUUCCCCAGUUAAACAAAUUAUUCUACCGUCAGCUUUGACUCAUCAACCUUGGGAUGAUUGCUUUCUUUCUGUUGGAGAAGAUGGCCUCGUGGCUCUUGUUUCUCUUCAAACGAUGAGAGUUGAAAGGAUGUUUCCUGGCCAUCUUGGUUACCCAUCGAUGGUAGCAUGGGAUGGAGUCAAAGGUUACAUAGCUUGUUUAUGCCGGAAUAUCCACUCCUGUAAUGAUGCAGGGAGUCUACUGUAUAUCUGGGAUCUGAAAACGGGUUCUCGAGAUAGAAUUAUUACAGGUACAUUGUCCCAAUCAACAUUUGAACACUUCUGCAGAGGCAUCUUCAAGAAUGCAGUUACAGGCAGCAUCUUGGGAGGGACAACUUCGGCAUCCUCACUACUUGUUCCAAUUUUCAAAGACACAAGCCUCCUUCAGUCUCAUGAAAAUAAAAAGGGUCUUAACAUAUCAUCUGUAUCAACAAAUAAUCACUGUGCAAAUACAGAUUCUGUGACUAUAAGUGUCCCUGCGGUAUAUGAUGUUAAGGGGAAGAUGUCAGCUACAGAUGAAGUACAUGAAUUCCACAGAAAUAAUCCUGCAAAUAGUUCAGGAAAGAUUGCCUCUGGUCAGAGCAUAAACAAAAGAGGAAAACAUCCCAUAAAGUGCUCUUGCCCAUAUCCUGGCAUUGCAAGCUUGAGAUUUGAUCUCACGGCAAUCAUGUCUACACAAGGCAUGCCAAACAACAAUAAUGAUAGGCAGUUGAGAGAUUAUUUUUACAGGGAUAAUGUUAAAGAUCCUAUACAGCCUGAAACUUGUGACAAUACUUCUGGAAUACAUGUAAUUGAUAGCCCUUCUAGAGAAUCAUUGGAAGGGCGUUUACUUCGAUUUAGCCUCUGUUUUCUGCAUUUAUGGGGUAUUGAUCAUGAGCUAGAUAAAUUACUUGUAGAUGAAAUGCAAGUUUGCAAGCCAGAAGGCUGCCAUAUAGCUACAGGUGUGGUGGGGGAUAGAGGGUCGUUUACAUUAAUGUUCCCAGGAAAAGAAGCCACUCUUGAGCUUUGGAAGGCAUCGCCUGAAUUUUGUGCUAUGAGAUCAUUGUCCAUAGUUUCUCUGGCACAACGCAUGAUAACAUUAUCUCGAUCUUGUACAAAUGCUAGCAGUGCCUUGGCAGCAUUUUAUACUAGGAACUUUGCUGAGAAAGUACCAGAUAUAAAGUCUCCAUCCCUUCAGCUUCUGGUGAGCUUUUGGCAACAUCCUUCUGAACAUGUGCGUAUGGCCGCACGCUCCCUGUUUCACUGUGCAGCUCCACGCUCUAUUCCCAAACCCCUCCAUGUACAGAAAACCAAAGUAUUGACACAGUUGAAAGUAGAUGGUGAAGAUGUUCAGAAAGAAGAUCAUGAUACUUCUGAGAUAAAUUCAUGGUUGGAAUCAUUUGAAAAUCAAGAGUGGCUAUCUUGGAUUGGAGGAACGAGUCAGGAUGCAGUGGCAUCAAAUAUCAUUGUAGCAGCUGCUUUGGUUGUUUGGUACCCAAGCAUUGUGAAAUCUAAGCUCGCUCAUUUGGUUGUUAAUCAACUAAUCAAGUUAGUUAUGUCGAUGAAUGAUCGUUACAGUUCAACAGCAGCUGAGCUUCUAGCAGAGGGAAUGGAAAGCACAUGGAAAGUAUGUUUGGGCACUGACAUCACCCACUUUUUGAGUGAUGUCCUUUUCCAAAUUGAGUGUCUAAGUAGUGCACCUUCCAACAAUGCUGUCUAUAAAACUGCAGUUGCUGUUACAAUGCGGGAGGCUUUGGUGGGUACCCUCUUGCCAAGCUUGGCUAUGACUGACAUAGUUGGAUUUUUUAGCGUGAUACAAAGCCAAAUCUGGGCUACUUCAUCUGAUUCACCUGUUCAUGUAAUUUCACUUAAGACUCUCAUUCGAGUUGUUCGAGGAUCUCCAAAGGCCUUAGCUCCUUACCUCGACAAGGCAAUCAGCUAUGUCCUACACACUAUGGAUCCAAGCAAUUUAAUUAUGCGUAAAGCUUGCAUUAUUAACUCAAUGAUGGCUCUGAGAGAAAUUGCACGGGUAUUUCCUAUGGUUGCUCUCAAUGAAUCAAUGACAAGAUUAGCUGUUGGUGAUGCUAUUGGGGAGAUUCAUAAUGCCACAAUUCAAGUUUAUGACAUCGAAAGUGUCACAAAAAUAAGGAUUCUUGAUGCAAGUGGACCACCAGGUCUUCCAAGUUUGAUUGAAGGCUCAUCAGAUACAAGUGCAACUGUACUGAUAACAGCUUUGAGUUUUUCACCAGAUGGAGAGGGUCUUGUCGCUUUCUCUGAGAACGGAUUGAUGAUUAGAUGGUGGUCACUAGGCAAUGCCUGGUGGGAGAGACUCAGCAGGAGUCUGACUCCUAUCCAAUGCACAAAGCUUAUCUAUGUUCCUCCAUGGGAAGGAUUUUCACCCAAUUCAGCUCGUCUAAGUAUAAUUUCAAGUAUUUUAGGACAUGACAAACAUCAAAGCUCAGAGAACAAGAGAAGAGAACUAAAUGAGGCUGAUAACUUAAAGCUCUUGCUUCAUAACCUUGACCUUUCUUACCGCCUUCAGUGGGUCAGUGGAAAAGCUAUUAAGCUUACAAGACAUAGUCAGGAGUUAGGUACAUUUCAGUUGUGAUGAAUGAGUUUGGGUUAUUAAUGUUCAAGAAUCUUGUUGAGGUGCUUUUGAGAUUACAGACUGAUGGAGUGAAAUAUGAUCCCUGGCUCAAAAAUUAGCUAGAACCAUCAUCCGGACAAUCAUUUUCUAUAACAAUUGCUUACACGGAGGGAUUCUGGGAAAAAAGUUCUAUCUAUGUCACAGGCUCGAAGUGCAUUCUGCUUUUGUGGUAGCAGCGAUUUGCAUGAUGCCUAUGAUGUAUUCAUCCAUUCACAGAUCGGAACAUACUUUGGAGUUUGUACCAAUCAAAUGUGGAGGCUCUGGUUAUUCUUUCAGAAGUCUACAAAGGUGUUUGGAUGUUCCUGGAUCCAUCGGAGUUUCCCUCAAGUUAACAGUCAGCUGACAGAUUAUACUAUGAAUCGAAGAGUCACUUGUUGAGUAGCUGGGACGGCAUGGACCUUUCUUCAACCUGCGCGUCCCUGUGAAGCUAACCGUGAUGUGUAGAUUAGAGAUCAUAUGUAUAUACAACAUUUAUAAAAGAUGCCACGUACCAGAAUGUUUGGAGUUCUUUUAAGAGAUUAAGGUUGAGAGAACGUAGUGUUGUGACCGAUGAAGAUGGAAGAGUAAGUGAGAAAAUUAAAUAAUGAAUGGUUAAGAUGAGUUGGUAGGUGAAGAUGUUGAAUUGUUGAAUGAAAUUUAAGUCCUAGUUGCUCUUAUAUUUUAGGAUAGUUGCUCUUAUAUUUUGGAUGGAGUGGGUAACAGAUAACCCAGUGGUUUUGAUUCAUGAGGUACACGGGGCUUUUAACUUUUUAUCACUUCUUGCGGUAGGAGUUUGUGGUAACUUUGUUGCCACUGGGUGUGCGAGUGGCAUAAAUUUCAAGAGGUUUAUAGAAGGAUUUAUGAAUACCUAUCCUCUCAUCCGCUGUAAUGUUACUUUCUAGCUAUAUAAUAUUA
Messenger RNA from Oryza brachyantha (malo sina), 5340 nucleotides. RefSeq lists its product as uncharacterized. Gene Ontology annotation, molecular function: protein binding. The coding region runs from base 10 to 4407 and encodes 1465 amino acids. NCBI's taxonomy places the organism in Eukaryota, Viridiplantae, Streptophyta, Magnoliopsida, Poales, Poaceae. The record is from RefSeq and is a predicted model, not a curated record. Gene Ontology annotation, cellular component: cytoplasm. The transcript has 10 exons.